Molecule: messenger RNA, 2253 nt
Organism: Myxocyprinus asiaticus (Chinese sucker)
Lineage: Eukaryota; Metazoa; Chordata; Actinopteri; Cypriniformes; Catostomidae
Product: leucine-rich repeat-containing protein 57-like
Exons: 6
Coding region: 278-994 (238 amino acids)
Molecular function (GO): protein binding
Source: RefSeq, a predicted model, not a curated record
UUCAAUCAACUGACUGUUUCCAUACAAACAAACAGCAGUCUGGGCAUGGACAAAGUUCCUUAGAUAACCCCUUGUCCAUCCUUAUUUUAUUUCUUAUUUCAUAUUUAUCAAGCGAUUAAUUAAGGUUUUUUUUAAGCUCAAGAAAACAGUAUUUUAUCAGUUUUGCACCGGGACAGAUUGUCAAACUGUGGAUUUACAGCUAGCCAAACGAGCUAGCUGGCCAAGUGGAUUUCCUGACAUUACGUUCAACAGCAUCUGCUGCAUCUAUAUACUGUAAAUGGGGAACAGUGCUUUGAAAGCUCAUUUGGAAACAUCUCAGAAGACUGGAGUGUUUCAGCUGACCGGAAAGGGUUUGAUAGAGUUCCCAGAGGAGCUACAGAAGCUCACUGGAAACCUGCGGACAGUCGAUCUGUCCAACAACAAAAUCGAGGUGCUUCCUGCAUUCGUAGGAGGCUUCCAACAACUCAAAAGUCUCACCAUAAGUGGAAAUAAACUAAGCAGUUUACCAAAUGACAUCGGGAAACUCAAGAAGCUGGAGACUCUUGUUUUGAAUGGCAACCUGUUGAAGCAGCUUCCUGCAUCGGUGGGUCAGCUGAAGGCCUUGCGGACCCUCAACCUGUCUGGGAAUCGGUUUAAGGAAUUUCCCGGUGGACUCGGCUCGCUUCGUCAGCUUGAUGUUCUCGACCUGUCCAAAAAUCAAAUCCAGGUGGUACCUGCAGAGGUCGCCGAACUGCAAGCCAUUGAAAUCAACCUCAAUCAGAACCAGAUAUCAACCCUGUCUCCAGAGGUGUCUAGUGCUCCCAGACUGAAGGUCUUGCGUCUUGAGGAGAACUGUCUGGAGCUCACCUCUAUUCCCAUCUCUAUCCUCAAAGACUCCCAGUUGUCCUUGCUUUCCGUGGAGGGCAAUCUGUUCGAAGUUAAAAAGUUACGUGACCUGGAAGGGUAUGAUAAGUACAUGGAACGUUUUACUGCAACAAAGAAGAAAUUUGCUUGAAGAGUUUGAGGCCUCCUCUAGUGCUGGUCCUCGGCGCUGGGCUUACUUUAGAGAAGUUACAGCUGUGACUGCAGUUGUAACUGGUUUGGCAGGAUUGGAAUGAAGACUGGAAGAAUGGCCAGGACUGCUUCAAAAGUCUGUAGAACUACGGCUCUGAGACCACAGCCCUGCUGAUCAUUACCCUAAGAGUACAGAGAGAAACUGUAUGUGCAUUACACUUUCUUUUGUGAGGAAAAUAGUGCUGACUCAGCUUUAUGAGACUAUUUACACUGGUUUAUUGUAUAUUCAAGCACACUAAUGCCAGGUCUAUUUAUAGAAAGUAUGUCCUUCACAGGUGAAUAUAACAACUAAUAAAUUGUACGUCUUGUACCCUUAAAAGUAUAUGCUAUUGCUUAGAAUUUUAUUUUAAUGCUUUAGAGUUAGAAGACAUUUUGUAGCCAGUAAACCCAUGAAUGAUUUUGUUUGCCCCUUCAUUAGUUGAUUGGAACAUUUGUUUGGAGGAAUGUUUUGGGCAUCAGUGAGCUAAUAAGUGGUAAUCCAUUAUAGUAUUUUGAUUGUCCUUCAUAAUAGUGAUCUCAACAUUUCCGUUACAGAUUAUUUGCUCAACGUUAUUUAUGAAUGAACCAUUUUUAAUUAGAUCAAAGGCUGCAAAAGAUUCUUAAUGUUAAUUACUGUCCAUUAAAUAAAUGCCAGUGUAUAUUUAUAUGCACCAUGAAUGCAAUAAAUGUAUUGUUUUACACUUGUAUUUAUUUGUACAUGCUGCACAUAUUUUUUCCCAUCUUCAAGGUGCAUAACUCGAAAUACAUUUUAGUUAAGGAUAAUGUAGUUUGAUGCAGCUUUUGAGACUUUGCUAUGGCUCUGUUGAAUUAAUCAUUUCUUUCUUUCAUGCCUACAGUGUGUUUAUCUUCUAAAGCUUUCACACUUGAAUGUUUCUUGCAGUGAAUCUAUGCACAUUCAUGUAAAAAAAAAUUUUUUUUAAACAUCAUGAUUUAAAUGUUUUUGGUAUGUUGUGUAAUCAAAAUUUUAACAUAUUAACAAAAAUGGUCAUGAGUGGCUCUUAUUGAAUCAGACCAGUGUGACAUUGGUAAAAAAAAUUCUUGUACUUUUAAUGUACUGCAUCGCCUUAAUAAUUGUUCUUUGUCACAGCAUUUACCCUCAAAAUAAAGAUUGCAUUGUAUUAGAAUUGUCAUGCAAUUGUAAACAAAACUGCAUCUGAAUUUUCCCCCUGUGGAUUAAUAAAGUACAUCUAUCUCUGUUUA